Alternaria postmessia is the source of this 369-nucleotide messenger RNA. RefSeq lists its product as uncharacterized. Gene Ontology annotation, molecular function: zinc ion binding. The transcript is spliced from 5 exons. Gene Ontology annotation, biological process: protein import into mitochondrial intermembrane space. NCBI's taxonomy places the organism in Eukaryota, Fungi, Ascomycota, Dothideomycetes, Pleosporales, Pleosporaceae. Gene Ontology annotation, cellular component: mitochondrial intermembrane space. The record is from RefSeq and is a predicted model, not a curated record. Bases 1 to 369 code for a protein of 122 amino acids.
AUGUGCAAACACGUCCUCAAUGCCCAAGUCGCCAUCCGCUCGCCAUGCUGCAAGAAAUGGUUCGACUGCGCAGAAUGUCACCAGGAGCAGAGCGACCACCCGCUGAUGCAGACAUUUGACAUGGUCUUCAUCUGCAAAAAGUGCAAGAAAGCCUUCCGCAAAGAUGCGCGCGAAUUCGAGGACGCCGACGAGUACUGCCCGCACUGCGACAACCACUUCGUUUUAGAGGCAAAGACACCCAAGGCAUCAUUGCAAGUCGAAGGCGAGGACGCCCGCAUAGACUCCCGAAUGCUCAAAGACGACCGUGUACGGGGCGAGGAAAUGCGCACGAUAUUCGAUGUCAAGGAGGCGCCGAACAAGCUGGGUUGA